Molecule: messenger RNA, 1833 nt
Organism: Lampris incognitus (smalleye Pacific opah)
Lineage: Eukaryota; Metazoa; Chordata; Actinopteri; Lampriformes; Lampridae
Gene: hrh1
Product: histamine receptor H1
Exons: 1
Coding region: 1-1653 (550 amino acids)
Biological process (GO): adenylate cyclase-activating adrenergic receptor signaling pathway
Cellular component (GO): plasma membrane
Molecular function (GO): G protein-coupled acetylcholine receptor activity
Source: RefSeq, a predicted model, not a curated record
AUGAUGGAAACUGGUUCUGCGUUCUUUCUGGACCUUCGACACCUGAACACCAACAUCAGCACUGACAGUGACAACAACAGCUGGGUCGACCUCCGCGAUACCUACCAGGAUGACAACUCGCUCUCCACUCAUGACCACCUACAUAACGCCAUCUUGGGGGUCUCUCUAGGCCUGCUGUCACUCCUCACCAUCCUGAUGAACCUGCUGGUCCUCUACGCUGUGAAGACGGAGAAGAGUCUUCACACUGUGGGGAACCUCUACAUCGUUAGCCUGUCCAUGGCCGACCUGAUCGUAGGGACCGCGGUGAUGCCUCUGAAUCUGGUCUACCUGCUGGAGCAUCAGUGGAAACUCGGCAGGGCCGCCUGCCAGUUUUGGCUCAUCACAGACUACGUAGCCAGCACUGCUUCCAUUUUCAGCAUCUUCAUCCUGUGUUUGGACCGCUACCGCUCUGUCCGACAGCCUCUGAAGUACCUGAGGUACCGAACCAAGGGCAGGGCCAGCACCAUGAUUUGUGGCGCCUGGCUGCUAUCACUGAUGUGGAUUGUUCCCAUCUUGGGAUGGCGCUUGUUCACCCACGUCGACGUCAAACCUGAGGCGGAGAACAAGUGUGAUACAGAUUUCCGCUUUGUCACCUGGUUUAAGGUCAUCGCCGCUAUCUUCAACUUCUACGUGCCCUCGGUGUUGAUGUUAUGGUUUUACACCCACAUCUACUUGGCAGUCCGACGACAUCUCAGAGAGAAGGAGAGGAUUAUCCGUCCAACCGUUUCCUUCGGGGAAAACGAGAAUGGCCAGAACACAGCCGGCCUGCGCCAAGAUGACAACCGCAAAUCCCCCAAGAAGGAGACCAAAGCCAAUGUGGAAUACUUCAAAAAGAACCAUUUGCUGGAACAGAACACUUUCGAUCCUACCUAUUCUCUGGAGAACACGGACAAGAGCCAAAACUCCCAAUCCAGAUCUGAAAAAGAAGCUGGCAGCAAGUGUCAGCAGACGUUGUUGCUGGCUAUCAUGACCAAGUGGCUCACAAUGGCAAGAAAAGACUGUGGGCGUUCUCCAUCCCCUGAACAGCAGCAGCCCACCGCCGAGCUUCCUCUGAGUCAUUCUCCGGCAUUCCAUGACCUCAUCUGCUCAAAGGGGGUAAAUGAGCACAAACUGUACGGGUCUGCGAGCGAGUGCAGCAUCACCGGGCCAGAUCUGGGGAGCGGGGCGUACAACACCGGCCAGCUAUCGGGCAGGCAGAGCUACACCAGGGUCUUGUACAACAACAGUGACUUCAGCCAAUCCCUGACGGGGGUCGAGGAGGCAGGGGAGGAGAAUAAAUUAGAUGCAGACAAUGGGGUGACACUGAAAGAGUCCUGGUACACGUUCGUCGACAAGUUCUGUCAACGCAUGCAGAGCUCAAGGAUCCGCAAAGAGCGCAAGGCAGCCAAGCAGCUGGGCUUCAUCAUUGCUGCCUUCUUGCUGUGUUGGAUCCCAUACUUCAUCGCCUUCAUGGUCAUGGCGUUCUGCAGGGAGUGUGUCCAUCACAACCUCCAUAUGUUCACUAUAUGGCUCGGCUACGUUAACUCCACCCUUAACCCCUUCAUAUACCCACUCUGCAAUGGUAACUUUAAAAAGGUGUUCAGAAACAUUCUGCACAUGCCAGGGAGCAACUGACGGCUCCUUACAGAAUCACCCCAAUGACAGGAAAGAAAAGAUGGCUGGAUAGAGAUUGCUGCUUUUUCUUUGACAGCGAGAAAUGGAGUUGAACGUUGCUAGAAAGAAAACAGUGCAUGGGUAGAACAUAAGCACAUGAAAUUUUUGGCUCUCUUGAGGCUUCACAAACGUUUUCUGUAA